AUGCGUCAACUGCUUCUUCUGGUGACUGGAACCUUUGACCCCGCAGUCUGUUUUCAAUUUUCGGGAAAGUAAAGAAAUCGUUAGGACUUAGAUCGGGACUAUAUGGAGGAUGGCCCAAUAAUUCCACGUUUUCUUCCGUUAAAUACUGCUUUAUUUUUUGGGCUGUAUGCGAGCUUGCAUUGUCUUGGUGGAGGAUGAUUCUUCUUUCGGGGUUGAUUUUUCGAAGCUCGGUGAUGACUUUUGGCAAACAAAUGGUGGUAUACCAAUCCGCAGUAACAGUUCUUUGCUCGUUAAGAGGAAUUGUUGCAAUAUGACCCGCUUUUGACACAAAUCUGCUUUCUGCUCUUCAGUCAACAGGUGGGGUAUCCAACGAGCAACUAAUUUUCUUACUACU
Molecule: messenger RNA, 394 nt
Organism: Acanthoscelides obtectus
Lineage: Eukaryota; Metazoa; Arthropoda; Insecta; Coleoptera; Chrysomelidae
Source: the annotation of a GenBank genome assembly